Closterium sp. Yama58-4 is the source of this 5217-nucleotide messenger RNA. NCBI's taxonomy places the organism in Eukaryota, Viridiplantae, Streptophyta, Zygnematophyceae, Desmidiales, Closteriaceae. The record is from the annotation of a GenBank genome assembly.
AUGUCGCCAUUGCGUCGCUGGGCGACUGUGCACGUUCGAGAUCGCUGUGCGACAGCCUGCGACGUGGACGGUGCCGCCGGGCAUGGCGUUCAAGCACGAGCUGGCGGUGCAGCUGUUGGGACCGUCGCUCUUGUCGUUCGGUCCGGAUGCGGCUCUUUAAACUAUUCCGCUUCCUUCACUCACGCGCAUGAGCACGACAUGGCGCAAUGGAUCCUCGCCGUCCGUCCCAGCAGCACGGCCAUGACCAGCAGACUUCCAGCAGCCCGGGUUCAGCAGGAGCAUUCCUUCUCAUUGUCCGAGACAGCAAGGGGGGGUGCAGGGGCUGAUGGAGCGUUGGGUUCGGCCUGUGAGCACGGCGCCUCUCACGGCCGCUGGCUGAGGGAUGGCAGCACUGGAAAGUACAGGUGGGAGUUCUACCCGUGCGCCCCUCCUCUUCUUCCGCUGCCCCACUGGGUCUCCGCCUUGGCAUCACGUGGAAUCAGGGAGAAAAAUUUCGUGGGCGACUCACACCAGCGCUUGCUGAUGCUGCACCUUGCCUACCUCUUGACACACAGCGUCAAUGACUCCCAUGUGGGCUAUCAUGGGGAUAUCUCCAUCGCUGUGCCUGGCCCUGCUCCAGCCUAUGAUACUGCACCACGGGGAGAUGAUGUGGCGUUGGGCGUGCGAGGGGGGCUUAGGGGGGGAAGUGUGGAUGAGCAGUUCGGAUGCGAGCGAAGGGGCUUUUUCUCUGGUAGGCAGGACUCCUUUCCCAACAUCUCCCUCACGGCUGAUGUCACAAUAAUAGACGCUGGCACCUGGUCCGGCUGGCUCUGUGAGGAGCCUGAGAGAGCCUACAGUGUUCACCUGCCGGCUUUUCUUGAAUGGGCGAUUGGACAGAGGCGUAACGCAGAGGAGCACCACCAGAGUGAGUAUGCAAAGCUACAGACGGCAAACCUUGAUGUCGCGCGCAUGGCGGUGUCGUUCGAGGGCGACGACGUGCGGCAGGGCGUGCCGGAGAACCUCGAGAACCUCGUCGCGCCGCACAUCGACUCCUUCGACUAUUUCGUCGAGCGCGGGUUACCAGAAGCUGUUCGCCUGAUUCGACCUGUCGAAGUGCACGACUCGUUCAGGAAGCUCAGAUUCUACUUGUGGUGGGAGAAUCCGAGCAUCACAAAGCCUUUUAGCGAGGAUGGCCAGCACCGACCCGUUUACCCCUCAGAGUGCCGCCAGGCGGGCACCACCUACCGGGGCGACUUCCGCAUCGACCUCUGCGUCUCCUACUUUGACGAGGAUGAUGACGUGGCGCUUGCUGACGUGGCCAAGGGCCCCAUGCAGCGGCAGCAGCUAAGCCUGGGGAGGGUGCCAAUCAUGGUCAAGUCGGGCUCAUGUCAUCUGCGCCACCUCACACAGGAGCAGCUCGUGCGGCGCAAGGAGGAGAGCAUCGAGCUCGGCGGCGUGCAUGUGGUGCGGAGAAGCGUGCAUGUGGUGCGGAGAAGCGUGCAUGUGGUGCGGAGAAGCGUGCAUGUGGUGCGGAGAAGCGUGCAUGUGGUGCGGAGAAGCGUGCAUGUGGUGCGGAGAAGCGUGCAUGUGGUGCGGAGAAGCGUGCAUGUGGUGCAUGCAUCACACGGGCAGCACAGUCCCCUUCCUUCCGCUUUCCAACUCCCUCUCCUCCCUCUCUUUGUCCCACAGGUGGGCCAGCAGAUCAUAACGGACCUAGUGCUAGUGCAUCUCGACAAGCCCAUGGACAAGCUGCGCCUCCUCGUCUUCAUGCUGCACAAGCUGUGGUCGAUGGUGGACGGGCUAUCCCAGGAGGACUCACAGGACACGCUCAUGCACCACGAGCUCUUCCUGCCGGGCCACAUCCUCAACAACUUCAUCAAGGAAAAGCUUCAACUGCACCUGCACAAGAUCCAAGCGCAUGCCGCCCAGGAGCUCGUGGACAACCCCACCACCACGGACCUCCGCGCCUCCAACUGGCUACGCCGCCUCGUCGAGGGCGGCACCGCCGCCCGGGCAGGGGCGGCGCCGGCGGGCGGGCUGGCGAUGACGUUCAUAGGGAAGGACAUUGAGUACAUGCUGAACACGGGGAACCUUGCUAGCCCGUCUGGGCUGGACAUGACUCAGAGGUCGGGGUUUACUAUCGUGGCGGACAAGCUCAACUGGCACCGGUACCUGUCUCACUUUAGGUCGGUGCAUCGAGGAGCGUUCUUCUCGACUCUUCGGACGACGGCUGUGCGCAAGCUGCUGCCAGAGUCGUGGGGGUUCGUGUGUCCCGUGCACACACCAGACGGCGCCCCCUGUGGCCUCCUCACCCACCUGUCUGCCCCUUGCACUGUCACCACCGACCUCACCCCCCCUCCCCUCGCCUCCCCCUCCCCCUCCGCCCCCUCCUCCGCCUUAGCCCUCCUCCCCUCCACACCUUCCUCCGCACUCGUCCCCCACACCCCCCCCACACCUGCUGGAACUCCCGGAGCAGCCUCCCUUACCUCGGGGCUAGGUUCGGGGGUAGGCUCGGUGAAGUCCCGCGAUGCGAUUGGCCGAGCGGUGCUGCGGUGUCUGGCGCCGUUUGGGCUGGCGGCGGUGGGGGCGGGGGUGCCGCCCCCUGCGCCGCCUCCGGUGUUUCUGACAGUGAUGGUGGAUGGGUGCGUGCUUGGGCACAUUCACUCGGACAUGGCACCGGGUGCUGUGAAGCACCUGAGGUGCCUCAAGGCUACGGGCGAGGCCGGGAUCCCUCGGGACCUAGAGGUCGCCUACAUCCCAUUCUCCCAGCAAGGAACCUUCCCGGGCAUCUUCCUCUUCUCCGCUCCAGCUCGCUUCGUUCGUCCUGUGCGCCAGCUGCCCUCGCUCAACCCCAGGGCCGCUGCAGCCCCCACAUUCGAGCUCAUCGGCAGUCUAGAGCAGGUCUUCCUCGACGUGCUCUGCCCCGAUGGUUCGUCGUCCCCUUCCGCCCCAUCCGGCCAAGCUACAGCGGCAGGUUCGGCGACGCACGAGGAGGUUCGGCCGACGGAUAUCCUGAGUGUGAUGGCGAGCCUGACUCCCUGGUCCGAUUACAACCAGAGCCCCCGCAACAUGUACCAGUGCCAGAUGGGCAAGCAAACGAUGGGCAUGCCGCUGCACACCUUCCCCUUCCGCAACGACAACAAGCUGUACCGCCUGCAGACCCCUCAGACGCCCAUCGCACGCACGGCGGCGUAUGACGACUAUGCCAUGGACCAAUACCCCACUGGUGCCAACGCGGUCGUUGCGGUGCUGGCUUAUACCGGCACGGCAGCGUAUGACGACGACUAUGCCAUGGACCAACACCCCACUGGCGCCAAUGCUGUGGUGGCCGUGCUGGCUUACACCGGGCAUGUGCUUACAUCGGGUUUGUGCCUAUGCCGGGUAUGUGGGGUUUGCUGUAAGGGGGAUGGUGAGAGGUGGGGCAGCACGGCAGUGUAUGACGACUACGCCAUGGACCAAUACCCCACUGGAACUGAUGCCGUGCACAUCACGAGCGGUGAAGUGUAUGCAUGCAAGGUGAACACGGUGACAGGCAAAGCGGACGAGAUAAAGCUCAAGGGGUCAGAGGAUGCCGUGGUGGAUGGCGUCACGCUCAUCGGCACCGGCCCCAAGACAGCGCUCACUAAGUGGCGUGCAGGUGGGAUAAAGCUCAAGGGGUUAGAGGAUGCAGUGGUGGAUGGGGUUACGCUCAUCGGCACCGGCCCCAAGACAGCGCUCCCAAAGCCUCAUGUUCCCAUCUCACUGCCUGCACCCCUCUCUUCGCCUCUGUACCCCUCUCUUCGCCUCUGCACCCCUCUCUUCGCCUCUGUACCCCUCUCGUCGCUUCUGUACCCCUCUCUUCGCUUCUGUACCCCUCUCUUCGCCUCUGUACCCCUCUCUUCGCCUCUGUACCCCUAUUUCCCCCGCCCCCAGGCAUCUGUGAGGCUCCGCCUCCGUGCGCAUGCGCUUUGGGCGCUUGCCUCAAAUAGGGGACAAGUUCAGCAGUCGCCACGGGCAGAAGGGCGUGCUGUCACAGCUCUGGCCCGACGUGGACAUGCACUUCGCCUCCUCCUCCUGGGGCAUGCGGAAUUGCGAGCUGCCACCCACUCUGGAUCCUCCUUCCCCCCCACCAUCAUACCCACCUGUUCUACCCUUCUGCACCCAUCCGUACCCCCCUGUUUCCCUCUCCUACAGGCCUCCGUGCGAUUGCGUUUUGGGCGCAUGCCACAGAUAGGGGACAAGUUCAGCAGUCGCCACGGUCAGAAGGGAGUGCUGUCACAGCUGUGGCCCGACGUGGACAUGCCGUUCGCCUCUUCCUCCGGCAUGCGUCCAGACAUCAUCAUCAACCCCCACGCCUUCCCCUCGCGCAUGACCAUUGGCAUGCUCGUUGAAUCAGUAGCAGCCAAGGUGAGUCCAGCUGUGCUGAACAUCAUCAUCAACCCCCACGCCUUCCCCUCGUGCAUGACCAUUGGCAUUCUCGUUGAGUCCGUGGCUGCUAAGGUUGCUGGAAGCUUCACACCCUUGGAUCUCCCAACCCCGGCUUCAUCUGCCAAGCCUGGCCAGUCUGCCAAGCCUGCUGCCACACCUGCAGGUCCGGCGGCAGCAGCGGCAGAAGGUAGGGCGGGAGAAUCAAAUCAGCCGCAGAAUCGCGAGGAUCUGGUGGACACAUUUGGGCGGCAACUGGUGGAAAAGGGAUUCAGCUACUAUGGCACGGAGACCAUGUAUAGCGGAGUAUACGGGUGUGAGAUGGAGUGUGAGAUUUACCUGGGAGUGGUGUAUUAUCAGCGGCUGCGACACAUGGUAUCGGAUAAGUUCCAGGUUCGGUCUACCGGACCUGUGAACCCACUCACACAGCAGCCGGUGAAGGGGAGGAAGAAGGGCGGUGGAGUGCGGUUCGGGGAGAUGGAGCGCGAUGCAAUGCUGUCCCACGGCGCGGCGUUUCUCUUACACGACCGGUUGCACUCGUGCUCCGACUAUCACACCACUGAUGUCUGCUCCCUCUGCGGCUCCCUUCUAGCUCCGGCGCUGGCUCGGCCCCGAAGCGGGUCGGCCGGCUCGGAUGCAGCUACGGCGGCAGGCCUGGGGUUGGGGGCUGGUAUGGGGUAUGGGACGGUGGGGGGGGAGCUGCGGCAGAAGAAGACGGUGUGUCGGGUGUGUGGCACGGGGAAGGGCGUGGUGCGAGUGGCGAUGCCGUAUGUGUUCAAGUACCUGGCUGCUGAGCUGGCAGCAAUGAACAUCAAGCUCACUCUAGAUGUGUGA